AGAAACGAUGAAGCAGUGCAGACAUUAGACCAACAACAUCAAAACAUCUGACAGAAAUCAGCCGCGCAGCUUUAUUUACUUAUUAUUCAGCCGGCAAUGCAAGCGGACGACGCCAGAUAUUUAAAACGGAAAUAUAAGGGUGGUAGUUUAGAUGUCCACCCCACAGAAAAAGCCCUGGUUGUCCAGUAUGAAGUGGAAGCCACGAUCUUGGGUGAGAUGGGAGACCCAAUGCUGGGAGAACGCAAGGAGUGCCAGAAGAUAAUCCGUCUGAAAAGCCUGAACUCUAACACGGACAUUGCAUCGUUAGCAAGAAAGGUCGUGGAGGAAUGUAGACUCAUUUCCCCCUCCAGACUUCCUGAGGUGGAACAGCUAUUGUUCUACCUGCAGAACCGCAAAAAAUCUGCUGAAAAGAAAGAGAAGAAACAAAUCAAGCCAAGAGAUCUGACUCCUUUUGAGGGCAUGGAGUUGGAAGAGGAGGCCAACAUUAAUAACAUAGAUGACUAUGUUGAGCUCCUGUAUGAAGACAUCCCUGAAAAGAUCAGAGGAGCUACACUUAUACUUCAUUUGGCCCGUAAUCCUGACAACCUGGAGGAGUUGCUGCAGAACGAGACGGCUCUAGGCGCGCUGGCCCGGGUCUUGAGGGAGGACUGGAAGCAGAGUGUCGAUUUGGCAACCACCAUCAUCUACAUCUUCUUCUGCUUCUCCAGUUUCUCGCAGUUCCACGGUCUGAUCACUCACUACAAGAUUGGCGCUCUGUGCAUGAGCAUAAUUGAGCAUGAGCUGAAGCGCUAUGACCUAUGGCAGGAUGAACUGCAGAAGAAAAAGAAGGCUGGGGAUGAUGACCCAGACAAUCAGAAUCUGAAGAAAGAGUACGAGAAAGCCCUGAAGAAGUAUCAUGGACUGCUGACGAAACAGGAGCAGCUUUUAAGAGUGGCUCUGUACCUGCUUCUGAAUCUGUCUGAGGAUACUCGCACAGAGCUGAAGAUGAGGAACAAGAACAUUGUCCACCUUCUGGUGAAAACGCUAGACAGAGAUAGCGAGGAGCUUCUGGUGCUGGUGGUGUCCUUCCUCAAAAAACUCAGCAUCUUCUUAGAGAAUAAGAAUGACAUGGCUGAAGUAGAUACAGUGGAGAAGCUGGCCAAACUGGUGCCCUGUGAACAUGAAGAUCUGCUGAAUGUCACUCUUCGCCUGCUCCUCAAUCUGUCUUUUGAUACCAGCCUCCGCAGCAAGAUGGUGCAGGCGGACCUCCUGCCUAAACUCACCUCAAUGCUAGGAGACGAAGCGCAGAGACAGAUUGCCAUGCGCAUUCUCUACCACAUCAGCAUGGAUGACCGUUUCAAGUCCAUGUUUGCCUACACAGACUGCAUUCCACAGGUAAUGAAGAUGUUGUUUGACUGUGGUGAGGAGAGGAUUGAUGCUGAGCUCAUUUCCUUCUGCAUCAACCUGGCUGCCAACAGGAGGAACACCCAGAUCAUGUGUGAAGGCAACGGUCUGAAGAUGCUGAUGAAGAGAGCACUUAAGCUAAAGGAUCCUCUGAUGAUGAAGAUGAUUCGUAAUAUAUCUCAGCAUGAUGGACCGUCAAAAAAUCUUUUCAUUGAUUAUGUUGGUGACCUGGCGGCUCAGAUUGGACUGAAGGAAGAAGAGGAGUUUGUGAUUGAGUGCUUGGGAACGCUUUCCAAUCUUACCAUUCCUGAUCUUGACUGGGAACUUGUGCUAAAGGAGUACAACCUGGUGCCUUAUCUCAAAGACCACCUCAAACCUGGCUCCGCAGAGGAUGAUCUCAUUCUGGAGGUGGUAAUCAUGAUUGGCACUGUAUCCAUGGAUGACUCUUGUGCCGUAAUGUUGGCCAAAUCAGGCAUCAUUCCUGCUCUAAUAGAACUGCUGAAUGCCCAGCAAGAAGAUGAUGAGUUUGUCUGUCAGAUCGUGUACGUCUUUUACCAAAUGGUGUUUCACCAAGCCACACGAGAUGUCAUCAUAAAAGAAACGCAGGCUCCAGCAUAUCUCAUUGACCUGAUGCAUGACAAAAAUGCAGAAAUACGCAAAGUGUGUGACAAUACGUUGGACAUCAUUGCUGAAUAUGACGUGGAGUGGGGCAAGAAGAUCCAAAGUGAGAAGUUUCGUUGGCAUAACUCACAGUGGCUUGAGAUGGUGGAGAACCGGCAGAUGGAUGAGGCAGAGCCUUUUAUGUAUGGAGAUGAUGGAGAGCCUUUCCUCCAAAAUGGUGACAUCCUGGAACGGCCAGACCUCUUCUACAGUGCAGAUGGAAUAAUCCCAGCAGAUGGUGCCAUCAGUCCAGAGUUCUUCACCGACUAUCAGAAUGGAGACCUAUUAGGACAGCAGGGCUUCCCCAGCAGUUCUUUGACAGACGGUUAUGGACAGACCGGCGUGAAUUCAGCACGUCCCGCCACAGCUUAUGGCUUUCGACCUGAUGAGCAGUUUUAUUAUGGUCAUACCGCAUCACGGUAGGAGAGUCAGGAACACCUAAAACCGCUGAAAACCAAUUAAAUGGAUCUCAAAUAAUACUAGUUAGCUCUCUCUAUCAUUUCAAGUGAAAGCGACACUACUGAUUUCCUUCAUCGUCAGUAUUUCUUUCUCUAAAAUAUGUGAGUAUUUAUUAUUUAUUUCACGUCUGAAUGUGUUUUAAGCAGAAUGUUCUCAACCAAGCUUAUUUUGCAGCCCUCGUUUUGAGCAUAGAUGGUGUAGUUUCAGCUUUAACUUACUGUGUAUUGCUUGUAAACACUGGGGAAACUAAUUGCCUUUUCUGUGCAAUAUAGCAAAAGUAGGAUAUCAGUUGCAUGCUCUUUCAGUGAGUUAAGUUACAGUAUGAGCAUUAGAAAACCAAUGUGUACAUUAAAUCUGUUUAUCUGCAUGACAUUGGAUCAAACAAGUAUUGUACAAGUCACAAAUGUACAAUUGUCAACAUUUCUUCUACUUCAUGUUGUUUCAAAUCUCAUCUUUGGAAAACAAAUAGAGUCUAAACAUAUAAUAUCAAAGCUUUCAUGAAGAAUUCAUUGAUGCUUGAAAACAUUCAUAAGCAGCAGUUUAAUCCAGGUCUUCUGAGGGGACACAAUUGCUUCAUGUGAUAAACUUGUAUCUUUGUAGAUUUGUAACAACAGCAGGAUGAGCAAAUAAUGACAUCAUUUUCAUUUUGCUUAAAUUUUGCAUAUGUUUACAUACACUGACUGACCAUAAACGUCAUUUCAAUGAUAGUGGGGCCCCACUGUGGUCUCCCUAUGAAAUUGCAACAGGUUUAAGUGCGUUUUAGAUACAGCAGGUCUUAAAUGCAUCGCAUCAUAGUGACAACGGGAACAAAAACUUUCUACACUAAUGUGAUUGUGCAAAACAAUGUUGCCUGUUAUUUUGCCUUUGAUACUGUACACAUCUUGGCUUAUUAUGGUGCACUGCUAUCUACUUCACACGCAUUUUGUAAUGUAGCCAAACUCAAGUGUUCUUUCGAUGUGCAUUUUAGUAUUUAUGAUACUGAGUUUCAUUAGUGCCUGGGAAUUUUGUCGUAAUUGCUGUUUUAUAUAAAAUGCCUUUUUAUUUAAUGUGGUGCAAUAUCAAAUACAAAGAAAAACAUGUGU
Messenger RNA from Danio rerio (zebrafish), 3584 nucleotides. RefSeq names its product kinesin-associated protein 3a (gene kifap3a). Gene Ontology annotation, biological process: transport along microtubule; animal organ development. The record is from RefSeq and is marked provisional. Gene Ontology annotation, molecular function: kinesin binding. NCBI's taxonomy places the organism in Eukaryota, Metazoa, Chordata, Actinopteri, Cypriniformes, Danionidae. Gene Ontology annotation, cellular component: kinesin II complex; kinesin complex.